GACAGCUCUGUGUGUUGUGGAGUCAGCUGUCACUAAGGAAGUGGUAGGAGGACAUGUCAUGUUCGGCUGCUCGUUCACGUUGGCAGGGAACAACAACAAAUACUUCUGCAAGGGGACAUGUUCUGGUAAAGACAUUCUGGUUAAAACUAAUGGUAGCAAGAAUGUUACUCAAGAUCGAUACAGUAUAGAAGACAACAGAGAUGGAGUCUUCUAUGUGACCAUCAAGAACCUGAUGAAGACAGACUCUGGGACCUACUGGUGUGGAGUGGGGAGAUAUGGCUCAGACUCAUACCAAGAGGUGCAUCUCACAGUUACAGAUGCUCCUCCCACUUCUACAACCUCACCUGUCACCUCCCGACCCCAUGUUUCCACAACCCUCCCAAACCUCUCUACAACAUCCUCUAACCUCUCCACAACCCUCCCAAACCUCUCUACAACCCUCCCAAACCUCUCCACAACCCUCCCACACCAUGUCAGUGGUCGCCCAUCAAGAGCUGUGGUCAUCAUGGUGUGUGUGAGUCUGACUGUGUUGGUGGUGGGACUCAUCCUGCUACUGAUCUACAAAUGGAGUAGAGACAGGAAAUCAUCAAGGCCAGUCACCAAUCCAGACACAACAACCCAAGACUCCACCUGCCAAACCCUCAACAUAGCAACCCAAGACUCCACCUACCAAACCCUCAACAUAGCAACCCAAGACACCACCUACCAAACCCUCAACACAACAACCCAAGACUCCACCUACCAAACCCUCAACAUAGCAACCCAAGACACCACCUACCAAACCCUCAACACAACAACCCAAGACUCCACCUACCAAACCCUCAACACAACAACCCAAGACUCCACCUACCAAACCCUCAACACAACAACCCAAGACACCACCUACCAAACCCUCAACACAACAACCCAAGACUCCACCAACCAAACAUUCAACAAACCAGCCCAAGACUCCACCAACCAAACAUUCAACAAACCAGCCCAAGACUCCACCAACCAAACAUUCAACAAACCAACCCAAGACUCCACCAAUCAAACAUUCAACAAACCAGCCCAAGACUCCACCAACCAAACAUUCAACAAACCAGCCCAAGACUCCACCAACCAAACAUUCAACAAACCAACCCAAGACUCCACCUACAAACAACCCAAGACUCCACCUGCCAAACCAUCAACACAACAACCCAAGACUCCACCUACCAAAUCCUAA
Oncorhynchus keta (chum salmon) is the source of this 1207-nucleotide messenger RNA. RefSeq names its product hepatitis A virus cellular receptor 1-like. Gene Ontology annotation, cellular component: membrane. The transcript is spliced from 4 exons. The record is from RefSeq and is a predicted model, not a curated record. Gene Ontology annotation, biological process: cell surface receptor signaling pathway. Lineage: Eukaryota; Metazoa; Chordata; Actinopteri; Salmoniformes; Salmonidae. Gene Ontology annotation, molecular function: transmembrane signaling receptor activity. Bases 59 to 1207 code for a protein of 382 amino acids.